AUGUCCUAUCCCCCCGUCCCCCCGCCCCGCCAGUCCCACGACGCAGGGCCCUCCUCAGCCCCCGCCCGCCCGACAACCCGCCCCCGCAGCUCCACCACCCACUCUCUCACCAAACCCCGCACCCUCACCCUCCAUCCGAACAGCUCCUCGGCCAACUUGCUGUUCAACGCUCCCUCGGCUUCCCUACCCUCGGCCAGAAACAGAGCGCAUGCGAGACACCAUUCCAACUCUGACGUGGACGAACAAGCCACACCGAAGAGGCACCACCGCGCGACCUUUCUCCACGAGGAGACGUAUGAGGACACCGAGCAGGUGGACUUGCCAAACUUUGGUCAUAUGCUGGGAUUUGACGAAGGAGAAGACCAUUUUGCAGUAGCGGCUGGGAUGCGGACGAGAUGGAAAAGAAAGCUGUAUCUUUUGAUGGAAGAGCCGAGCAGCGGGCGGGAAGCGUUCUUCUUGCAUGUUCUUGUCACUGGCGCUAUCUUAUUCAGUGCAAUAUUGACGACCCUCUCAACGAUGCCCGCCUUCCACACCGAACCCCUUAUCAUCAAAGCUCUCUUUGGGCUAGAUACCACCAUCGUCGUCCUCUUCACGAUAGAAUACAUUGCCCGUUCCCUGGCCCACACCGACUCUUGGACCCACUACUAUUCUUGGGCAACGUCAUUCUUUGCCAUCAUCGACCUCGUCGCCAUCCUCCCCUACUAUGUCGAAGUCGCCCAGAACCAAGAUACCACCAUCCUCUUCCGAUUCAGCAUCCUCCGAACAUUUCGUCUACUGCGUGUCUUUCGCGCGUUCAAGUACCAGAACCAAAUGCUCCUCACGAUCGAGGUCAUGUACGUUGCGGUACGGCGAUCGCGGGACGCAUUGUACGCGUUGAUGUUCUUCAUCGUCCUUGUCCUCGUGUUGUUCGCCACGCUCAUCUACUUUGCCGAGCGGGGGACUUGGGAUGCCUCUGUAGGCUACUUUAUCGACGCAGAUGGCGAUCCUUCGGCUUUCGACUCUAUCCCCAAGACGGCGUGGUUUGCGCUGGUGACGAUGAGUACGGUGGGGUACGGAGAGGUCGUGCCAAAGUCGUUCUUGGGCAAGCUUCUGACGGUGCCGUUGUUGAUGUUUGGGCUCUUGUUGAUUGCUUUGCCGAGUUUUGUUCUGGGAAGGAAUUUUGCGAUCGUCUACGAUGCGUUUGCCAAGCAGCUGUUUCAGGGCAAUGUUUCCGUCGCCUCGUCCCCACGACAAUCACUAGACCAACCCACAUCCAUCCCAAACCCAAGCGACGACGACGUCCCUCUCCUCCCAAUAACCAACCCACCUCAAACAUCUCCUCCAUCUACCACAGUCCAUUCCAGAGCUCGCUCUGUAUCGCCCUUUCCAGGAGGUAACGCGCAGCAGGGUCAAUGGGCGGGACAAGGGGGCAGUCAGCCAAAGAUGUGGGAUGGUGGGAUGGAUGGGACUGGAGCUGCAGCUGGCGAGAGGAAGGAGAGGGAUUUGACAAAUACAAAGCUGGCAAAGAAUCAACUUGUGCUGUUGGAACAGAUUGAUUCAUUGCGACAGACGAUAGACUCACAGGGGGAGAUGCUUCGACUAUUGACCCAGGCGUUAGGUGUGCCGAACGGCGAGGGAGAAGGGGCUCGGAGAACAGGAUCCAGAAAGGGAAAGGAAAAGUCGACGGGAGGAGAGUUCAGAUUGGACGACAGUGACGACGAGUAG
This is a messenger RNA of Cryptococcus wingfieldii CBS 7118, 1704 nucleotides long. RefSeq lists its product as hypothetical. Gene Ontology annotation, cellular component: membrane. Gene Ontology annotation, biological process: potassium ion transmembrane transport. The coding region runs from base 1 to 1704 and encodes 567 amino acids. Gene Ontology annotation, molecular function: voltage-gated potassium channel activity. The record is from RefSeq and is a predicted model, not a curated record. Lineage: Eukaryota; Fungi; Basidiomycota; Tremellomycetes; Tremellales; Cryptococcaceae. The transcript is spliced from 4 exons.